This is a messenger RNA of Penicillium oxalicum, 861 nucleotides long. It is a transcript of the gene pup3, whose product is annotated as proteasome core particle subunit beta 3. Gene Ontology annotation, cellular component: proteasome core complex, beta-subunit complex; proteasome core complex. The coding region runs from base 1 to 861 and encodes 286 amino acids. The transcript has 4 exons. NCBI's taxonomy places the organism in Eukaryota, Fungi, Ascomycota, Eurotiomycetes, Eurotiales, Aspergillaceae. The record is from RefSeq and is a predicted model, not a curated record. Gene Ontology annotation, biological process: proteasome-mediated ubiquitin-dependent protein catabolic process.
AUGGACUUCCGGCCCAGGCAGCGGUGCGGCGUCAUCCGAGCUUUGGCACCUCGCGUCCUUCACAGCUCCCCGGCAUCUCCUCCUCCCCCCAUUCAUCAGCUAUCCACCUCUCACUCCUCCCAGCCUCCUCUGGUCCAACGCAGUAUCUGGAAAUUGAAACUCCAAAAGCUCUGCUUGCCGACUGAAGUUUAUACAAAAAGAACCGCAACUAUGGACCUUCCGCUAACCAUCUCCGUGUUCCAGGGCUCACCCUUUGACAUCAAUGGCGGUGCUUGUGUCGCCAUGGUGGGCAAAGAUUGUGUCGCCAUUGCGUGCGACCUCCGCUUGGGUAUGCAAGCGUUGACCAUCUCCAACAACUUCCCCAAGAUUUUCAACUACGCUCCGUCCACCUAUCUUGGUCUUACUGGCCUUGCGACCGACGUCAACACCGUCUCCGAUCUCUUCCGCUACAAAGUCAACAUGUACCGGCUGCGCGAGGAGCGCCACAUCUCCCCUCAGACUUUGGCCAACCUGGUUAGCUCAUCGUUGUAUGAGAAGCGCUUCGGUCCAUUCUUCGUGAGCCCCGUGAUAGCGGGUAUCAACCCAACAACUGGGAAGCCUUUCAUUUGCGGAUUUGACAGCAUCGGCUGCAUCGAUUUCGCCAAGGACUUCAUUGUCAGUGGAACGGCGAGCGACCAGCUGUUCGGUACCUGCGAGGGUCUCUGGGAGCCGGAUCUUGGACCCGAGGAUCUGUUCGAGACUAUCUCCCAAGCGCUCCUGAGUGCCGUUGAUCGAGACGCCCUUUCCGGUUGGGGUGCGCAGGUUUAUAUCAUAGAGAAGGACAAGGUCACUCAACGAUUACUGAAGGGACGUCAAGACUAA